Messenger RNA from Meloidogyne enterolobii, 1290 nucleotides. The record is from the annotation of a GenBank genome assembly. NCBI's taxonomy places the organism in Eukaryota, Metazoa, Nematoda, Chromadorea, Rhabditida, Meloidogynidae.
AUGGGUACAAUAAGGAAUUUUAUAAAUUAUUUGCCCCGAAGUCUAAUUAUAUGGAUCUCUUUAUUUAUCAAUGUACAAUUAAACAGGAAACGUCUUGAAAAUCGCCUAUUAAUUUCACUAUGUAUUUUCUGUUGUCUUUGUGGCAUCCCCUUUUGUACUCGAGGCGGGAUAUAUAUUUUUCAUGCAAUUGAAAAUCUUAAUUCAAACUGGAAUUCAUUUUCUUUAUCGCUUGUACAAGUACUUGUUGUUUGCCAUGUUUAUGGUGUAGACAAUUUCCUCGAAGACAUUGGUGAAAUGUUGCGUGCAGAAAAACCGCCACGUCCUGUUCUUAUUACGGGCAUAAGCCGAGAACAGUUUCUUUGGCAUAGAUUUUGUUACUUCUUUGGUCCAUGCGGUGGAUAUAUCAAAUGGAUGUGGAGUUUAUUUGCACCCAUUGUCCUCAUACUUUUGUUAUUUGCAUCCAUAUUAAGUUACGAGAGAGUACGGUUUAAUAACGUAGAAUUGCCAUUUGUUUUCGAAAUGAUCGCUUGGAUUACGAUGAUUGGACCUCUACUAAUUGUCCCAGGAGCAGCAAUUUGGAAUAUCAUCGAGGCAUUUCGAAAUGAUCGGCCAAUAAAAGAUGUUUUUGGCACUAACAAUUGGCGGCACAAAGAGGAAGAGAAUAAGCAACCUAAGCAUCAGGACGAAGGCAGACAACAUCUUUAUUCAUAUAUCGAUCCACUUUCUCGAGGAGCCUCAGCCAAAUCUAAUAAAAACAUUUCCAAUUUUUCUUCAUCUUGGAAAAAAGAGCAUGACGAUGAGAGAUAUGCUCGAGUAACGCAGCAGCUGCGCCAAUGGACUAGACAGGCUGGCAAGAGCACAAGUGAAAGCAAUUUAACUGACAGGCCUGAACUAAAUCAACAGAAUUAUGAUGAAUAUGAAGACACAGAUGAAUUGCGAGAGUCUCAAUAUAAUGUCAAGGCUAUGUCAGUUGUAAAAUAUUCAAUGCAUAAAGGCUUGAUUCAAUUUCCUUUACACCCUGUACAACAACAAAAAGAAAUUGAAAUCAUAGAAACUAAUGAAUUGGAUAAAACCAAAGCAUUCAAAUCAGAUGAUUCUUUCCUGUUUGGACCACCACCUCAACUGUUUCAGGCUAAUAAUUAUAAAGCAAGCAUGUAUCCAGAUAAACUUGAAUUGACAAAUCUAUCGUUGGCCGCUAAUACUAGUAAAAACAAUAUAAGAAGACCACAACCUAUAGUAGUAAAACGAAAUGUAUUGCCAGAUAAUUCGGUAUCAAUAGCUCGUAAUUAA